Messenger RNA from Penicillium daleae, 369 nucleotides. RefSeq names its product Zn(II)2Cys6 transcription factor domain-containing protein. The record is from RefSeq and is a predicted model, not a curated record. NCBI's taxonomy places the organism in Eukaryota, Fungi, Ascomycota, Eurotiomycetes, Eurotiales, Aspergillaceae. Gene Ontology annotation, biological process: regulation of DNA-templated transcription. Gene Ontology annotation, molecular function: zinc ion binding; DNA-binding transcription factor activity, RNA polymerase II-specific. Bases 1 to 369 code for a protein of 122 amino acids. The transcript has 2 exons.
AUGGCGAGAGAAAAUUUAGGUUUGCCUCGCAUGCGCGCGAAAAGGGCCUGUUUAUCUUGCAACACCCGCCGCGUGCGCUGCAAUGUGCUGGAGAAACAGCCAUGCCGGAAUUGUGUAGCCUGGAAUCUGUCUUGCGAGAUAGGCCCGUCACGACGUGGAAAGCAAAUACCUACGCCGAUCCAAAAAAGCUGUGGGGACUCCAGUGAUACCGAUCAUUAUGAGGACGCAGGAGUACCGCAAAUUCAUCAAGAACCUUUAUAUGAUUCUAGUUCUAAUUAUGAGCCUUCGAUUGGGUCGACAACUUCUGGUCAUUCGUUCCAUAAAACCAUGUUCCUAGGAAAGUCAAGCGCUUUGACAUGCAUACUUUGA